Messenger RNA from Argentina anserina (silverweed cinquefoil), 1077 nucleotides. RefSeq names its product PHD finger protein ING1. Gene Ontology annotation, cellular component: nucleus. Lineage: Eukaryota; Viridiplantae; Streptophyta; Magnoliopsida; Rosales; Rosaceae. The coding region runs from base 117 to 854 and encodes 245 amino acids. The transcript has 7 exons. The record is from RefSeq and is a predicted model, not a curated record.
UCUUUCCCACCACCUCCGACAUUUAUGGAUUAAAUUAUUAGGGUUUUCAGAUUGAAUUGCAAUUCGCGAAUUAGGGUUAGGGCUUUUGAGACCCAUCGUCGCCCCAAUUCAUACCCAUGUCUUUCCUCGAAGAAUUUCAUGCCAAUCUGGAAUCUCUGCCUAAUAUUUUGCAAAGGCAUUAUGCAGUGUUGCGGAAUCUGGACAAGAGUAUACAAGAUAUCCAAAAGCAGAAUGAGCAACGUUGCGAACAAGAAAUAGAGGACAUAAAGCGUGAUAUUAAGUCUGGAAAUAUUACACCUGACAGUUCACUUAUCAGAUUCUCAGAUGAGGCACUUGAUGAGCAAAAACAUAGCAUUGGGAUCGCAGAUGAAAAGGUCAUGCUGGCUGUUCGGGCAUAUGAUUUGGUUGAUACUCACAUACAACAACUUGAUCAAUAUUUGAAAAAAAUUGGUGCAGAGCUCCGGCCUGCCUCAGAUGGUGUUGCUGCAAGUGCCAUGCCUGCUCCAAGUCUUGAUGGUACUGCAAAAUCUGGAAGGAGCGGCGAAGGUGGUAGAGGAGGGCGUAAGAAAAAACAGGCAACAGUAGCAGCAACAGCACUGGAAGCUGCAACUGCAACUGCACCUGCCCCUGCUCCUGCAAAUCCCACUGGUAUGGAUUUAGAUAUACCAGUGGAUCCAAAUGAGCCAACUUACUGUUCGUGUAACCAAGUUAGCUAUGGAGAUAUGGUUGCUUGUGAUAACCCCAAUUGCAAGAUCGAAUGGUUCCAUUUCGGCUGUGUUGGUUUGAAAGAUCAGCCAAAAGGAAAAUGGUAUUGUUCAGAUUGUGCUAAAUUGAGAAAUCGGCGCAAAAGGUAGAUGAUGCGGAUAACUCAUCUGAAGUUCUGAAUUUCUAUGUCCCCUGUCACACCAUGUUUAUUUGGCAGCCUUUGUUUAUUUUACACAUUUCUAAUUGUUCUACACAAAUUAGAUUUUCCCUCUUCAGAAAAAAAAGAAAAUUAGAUUUGUAUAUCAUUUUGUGUUAAUAGAAUUGAAGUGCGAAUAGUGAAGCUAAUAAAUUUGCAAUGAGUUUAAGAGUGAA